GAAACCAAUGUGUUGGAACCCUCAUUGUCUUACGAGUGUUGGACCCUGUACCAUACAAGAAAGAAAUGCUGUUGCACAAUGUUUCCAAGAAGUAAAAAACAAGGAGGAGAUCACCAGGAAGUGCAAUGCAUGUCAUCACGUCGAGCUAAAUGAGGUGCAGCGCCAGGGUCUAGCAUGUCGAAAUGAAGAAGAAGAAGAAGAAGAAGAAGAAGAAGGAGAAGAAGAAGAAGAAGAAGAAGAAGAAGAAGAAGAAGAAGAAGAAGAAGAAGAAGAAGAAGAAGAAGAAAUCUUGGCGUUUGUCUGGGUGGAGGACACUGGGUUGUGGCUCUGAACAGGAAUGCUCUGACAGCCGGUGAGCAGGGCAGCUGCGGUGAACCGAGAUGAGAUGUUGUCCACCGGGGAGUGACGUGUGAGCCAUGAAUGCAGUGACAUGCUCUAAGAUCCACAACAGCCGCUCAGAGGACAGGCAGAUUCCUGGACACCUGCAGAGUUCUGCACAGGGUCAUGGAGCCACUGGACAGCUGACGGGGACGAAAAACCACAUGUUAAAGAAACAGCCUCCAUCGGCGCAGGGCGAGAAUGUGCUACAGUUAAGACUUCAGCAGAGGAGGACACGAGAGCAGCUGGCAGACCAAGGCAUCAUGCCUCUAAACCAUGGCAAGUUCCCGAAGCAGGAAGACUCUUACACGUUCGAGGAGGACAGCAGCAGCGAGAGUCUGUCUCCGGAGCAGCACCACAGUGACGAGUCCCAGGGCUCAGCCUGUCCUUCAUCGGAGGCCGUGGGCAGCACGCCCUCCUCCUCGUCCUCACCUGCCCUCACCAGCCCACGACAGGUAGGAGCAACCAGAGACCCACCUGAUCAGAGCCACGAUGAAGGGCUGUCCGGUGCCAACAACAGCGUGGCUACUCCCCCGAUCCCUGUUCCUGCUAUUGUCAAGUCCAAGACAUCUGACAAGAACCGACACAAGAAACCCAAAGAUGUGAAGCCCAAAGUGAAGAAGCUCAAGUACCACCAGUACAUUCCUCCGGACCAGAAAGCCGAGAAGUCCCCUCCGCCCAUGGACUCGGCGUACGCGCGCCUUCUGCAGCAGCAGCAGCUCUUCCUGCAGCUGCAGAUCCUCAGCCAGCAGAAACACUCUCACGCACAUCCACAGACGCAGCAGCAGCAGCAGCACACACACUCAACGCAGGCCCAGGCUCAGCAGAGGCAGCCGACUUUCAGCUACCAGCCUCACCUGCCGGCCCAGACCCACAAAGGAUCCAGUGAGCAGAUAUCGGCUUGCAGCCCCGGUGGCCCGUCCAGCACAGCCAACAGUAACUCCUCCUCUCCAGUGAAGAGCACAUAUCCCAACCAAAGUAACAUCUCACCAGUCAAACCUGGGCCCCUGCCAGCCAAUCUAGACGACCUAAAAGUCUCAGAGCUCAGGCAGCACCUGCGUAUCCGAGGCAUGCCUGUCUCAGGUACCAAGACCGCCCUCAUCGAGCGACUCAGGCCCUUCAAGGACUGCAACGCCGGCUCCUCGCCCUCAGGCUCCUCCGACAUCACCACGGUGACCUUCCCCGUCACGCCCACCGGGUCCCUGUCGUCCUACCAGUCCCCGUCCUCCUCCAGCGUCCUGUCUCAGGGAGGCUACUAUCAGUACCCCAGCACCUCCUCCACCCCGCCCAUCUCUCCGGCCUCCUCCGAGCUGUCCCUCAGCGGCUCGCUCCCCGACAGCUUCAGUGACGUGCCCAUGUCCUCGCCGACGCAGUUCGCCCUGCAGCCGUCCCCGGCCCAGCUCAGCAUGGAGGACGGCCUGGCAAGGGGCCACCAGGGCAGCGGGGGACAGAGGGUGGGGGAAGGCGGAGCCAUGGACGGCCUGGAAGCUGAAAAGGAUAAGAUGCUGGUGGAAAAGCAGAAGGUGAUCGAGGAGCUGACAUGGAAGCUGCACCAGGAGCAGAGACAGGUUGAGGAGCUGAAACUGCAGCUCCACAAGAGGAAACGCUGCUAUGGAGCAACACAGGACGCCGUCCCUCCUCCCCCUCACCCCUCCAUGCACCACCAGCAGACUCCCACCAUGAUGGGACAGCAUUUCUUUGGGGUGACUGUAAAGCAGGAGCCAAUGUCCCUGUCCUCCAGCUGCCCUCUGUCCAAUCCCAAACAGCUAAAGAGCCCUCCUGGCAUCUGCAUGGAGGAUAUGGGGCACUGUAACACCUCCCUCACCAAUCUGGGGGGGCCCGGGGGGCCACAGUGUAUGGACACGGCCCCCGCCACAGGCAGCCCCUCCACCAUGUCCGCUUUCCUCAGUCCCCAGUGCUCACCGCAAGACUCUCCCAAUGUAAAGCCUUCCAGUAGUCCCCAGCCCUCAUCUCCUAACAACCCCUACCUGCUCUCCCCUACACUGGGAAGGGACAGCUGCGGUCACCACCACCCCCCAGGCAACAACAGAGCACGCAACAUGCAGAUCCACCAGAAGAGCGGUGGCCAGGCGGUGAACUGUUCCUAUACUCCUGACCAAAGAGGCCUUCAGGGAGACUUCCCCUCCUCAACCGACUGUGGCCUUAACCACAGCAGCGCAGCCAAAGCUGACAGCCAGAGCAUGCAACCAAAGAUUUCAGUAUUGCCCUCUCCUCGGCAUGUUGGCCAAAAAAGCCAGGUCUCUUCCCCUGCCUUCAGUAGCUCAGAUUCAGAUGCUUCUGACUUAAGACAGCCCCCAUGCUAUGAGGAUGCAGUGAAGCAGCAACUGACCAGAAGUCAGCAGAUGGAUGAACUUUUGGAUGUGCUCAUAGAGAGUGGAGAGAUGCCAGCUAACGCCAGUGAAGAGAGGGAGAGGUCCUCUGUAACCAAAGUUGUGCCUCACAUUACUGUGUCCCCAGGGUAUCCCGGCCUCCUCAUCCCAAGGUUCCACCGUCACUAUGAGCACCUGUACCCCGCACAGCAACCGUACGACCACUCAGGCAAUCACAUCACAGAGAGCCACCUGGAGACACUGCUCGGGAGUCCAAUCGGCCGGGGAGGGGAAGUGGCCCUUCUUAAAAUGGCUACCGAGGACGGGGUUGAUGACGAAGGUAACCGAGAGGGCGAAGGGUACGGCAGCCCCCACAACCACCACCGCCACCCUCACCAUCCACCACAGGACAAACUCGUGACCAACAGAGAUCAGAUGGACACCCCUCUGUCGCCCAUCAGCAACAAGGUGUCCCCCUUCCCUGAGGUUCAGGGGAUGGUCAGCAUGACGUUCAGCGAGACGCCGUGGGAAACGAUGGAGUGGCUGGACCUGAUGCCACCCAGCUCAGCCACGGCCUUCAGCGUCCCCCCACCCAGUGGCCCCAGCAUCUUCAACACAGAGUUCCUGGAUGUCACAGACAUGAACUUGAACUCUGCCAUGGACCUCCACCUGGAGCACUGGUGAAAGCAACAUCACCCUAUCACAAGUGCUGGCUAACCACAAACUAGCCAUCAUCACACACAAAACACCAGCUUAAGGGUAUCUAUAUGGAGCAGUGACAUCAGCUCUGACCCUACCAAAGAACAACUUAGUUUCUUGUUAUACCACAUGUCACAUUAUGAAGAGUAGACCAUUAGCCUUCAUUCAAAUUCAAACUUUGUUGGCUGAGUCAGAAGUUGAACGACAGAUUCUAUUUUUGCUUACUUCCAUGACUUCAUUGAAAUCAGGUUCUUCUGUUGUCGUGUUCCCCAGAUUCCAAAGACAAGAUGCUUUUUGACAUGAUCGAUGUCUCUUUGGACAGCGAUGCGCACAACUGCCAAAUAGGUAUCUCAGUGGACACAUAAAGGAUUUCUCUAGAUAAUGGAAGGACGUGAUUACAGUGCUUUAUACCAACACCUUAUCCAAUAUCAGUGUUAACGCCACUUAGACUUGAAGACACAUUUUGACAAUCCUUUCUUUCUGAGUCUAUGUUUGUAUUACUGGAAAAAUGAAAGGAAUUACAAGGUGAAUUGGGUUGCUUCGUACGGCCAUUUUGUAAAUAUCAGAACCAUUUGUACUGACGGAGACAAGUUGACAUCUGCAUUUUUUGUCGGUGGUGUGGAAAAGGUCACAAACCCCAAAUUUAAUUGUAUAAUGUAAUCAAUUCCUUAUAUGAUGUAAAUAUGACAAAAAUAAUCUCACUGUGCACCUCUAGCUUAAUACACUUUUGUCACAGGUUGCUUGAAUGUAGAAUAUGUGUAGAAGUUUUUGUCAUUCCUUUGAAGGUCCUAUUUUUAUACAAGUUUCUUUUCACCAUUUGGCCUAUUUAUCCAUAGGGAAAACAUUAUGGAGAGAAAUUAAUUUCUUUGAACACCAUUGGUCUUAUCGUGAGAAUCGACAGACAAACUGUGCCUUAUUUGCAACAGCAUUUAAAUUACUACCAUUUUUAUACCAAUUUCCCUUCCACAAUCUUAUAUGCCAUGAAAGCUAUGGACUGGUUUUGUUAAAGAAAGCUCCAACAUAUGUCAGUUUUACUUUAGCUGCAAAAUCUGACGAAUGUAAAUGAAACUUCAUCUCUAUUUUAAAGUACUUUUAUUUUUGUCCUUAAAAAAAAAUUCACCCUUUCCAUCUCCAGACCAAUCACGUUUAUUUAUUUUUGUGUUUUUAUAUUUAUGCUUUAACCUGUAUUUAUACUGUCAUUCCUUUUAAUAGAUUGGGGCUCUUUAGGAUUUACCAGGAAACUCCAGCGCUACCACUCCGACUACGGACAGUUCUUUGUAAAUCUCUUAAAAAUGUGAUGCAAAGUGAAGGAACCACUUUGAAAAGCCAUGCUUUCUUAAAAAACACUUUUCCUUAAAGAAUCAUGUGAAGUGGAAAUGCCCAUUAUUAGCACUUGUGAAUAGGAAAAUGUAAUAUAUUCAGACCUUGACUGUGAAUACUGCAUAUAAACACAGCACGAACAUGUACCAGGGGCCAGCCUAGACCCACAUUAGUCUUUCAAACAACCCUUUAAAGUUGUGUGUUGGUCAGUAAGUGUCUAUUGUUUCAGACAUGUACAACUUGAAGGAAUAGUUUUUCAUUUUGAGAUCUAUUAGAUUGGAUGAGAUCACUGAUACCACUCUCAUGUCUGCUAAAUAGAGGGCUGGGUUAGCUUAGCAUACACAAAGACUGGAGACAGGGGAUUAACUUGGCUCUGUCCAAAAGUAGCAAUUGCCUUAAAGCAUGUUCAUCUUACUCAAAUAUCCAGUGUGUUAGAUUUAGGUGAAAUGGAUCUAUUGGAAGAAAUUGAAUAUAAAUUAAAUUGUACAAAUUUUUGUUUUCCAUAAAAUGGGCUCUUUAUAUUGAAAUACUUUGUAUUUACAUGAGUUCUCUCUACGGAAGCUGCCUUGUUUUUUUGCAGUCGCCCAGACUGGACAAACUACACACCUUUUAUGACAAGUGAAGGUGACUACCACAGGUUCUCUUUUAUAUUUGGAAGGGGAGGGUGAGGUUAGGUGAGGGGUAUUCAGCUGCAACAUGCAACUUCACCACUAGAUGUCACUAAAUUCUACACACUGAACCUUUAAUGAGCUACACCCUCUUUUAGCCACAAUGAUCCUUUCCAUAAGAUUAGGUAUUUUUUGUUAUCUUAUCCAUCCCCAGCAUCUUUGAAUCGCACUAGCCUGUUUUAUCCAGCACGUAAUCCUUAAGCACAAAUUAUUGCUUUUGCACUUUGUUUAUUUGCUGCAAACGAGAGCCAUAUUUGCCAUUUCUCCCAUACUCCAGUCUUGAUGCUAAGCUAAAGUGACCGUCUUCUAGCUGUUGCUUCAUAUUAACAGGAACAGAUACUAGCCUGGAAUCAGUCUUCUCAUCUAAUCUCUGCAAAGAAAAGUGAUCAUUUCUCAAAAUGUCACCAUUCAAGUGCACUGGCCAAUCCAUUUCUUGUAUUUAGUUAUGUCCUCUGUAAACAUCUGUCUCACUUUGUGUUCUGUUUUGACCAAUUAUUGCUUUGUUUCUGUUACUUAUUAAGUGUUGCACUUAUGAAAUGGUUUCUAUGGUUACGUGUAGGCUUAUUAAUGCCCACAUUGAAUAUAAGACAAAGCUGGUACCCUUUACUUUCUGUUGUUGUAAGAAUAUCCACUGGCCUUUUUUUGUAAAUUUUAUCUGGGUUCAUUUCACAAUAAUUUUCCCUUAUUAAGAAAAUAAUAAUAAAAAAAAAACACAUCUGACAGAAGCUUCCAUGUUGCUUGGCCACUGAUUUGCUUUACUAUUGUAAAAAACAGUAUUUGCCUGCAUCUCUGUAUACUACAGAAAGAAAAGCAAUAAACUUAUCACAUCAAAAUAA
Messenger RNA from Platichthys flesus (European flounder), 6231 nucleotides. It is a transcript of the gene myocd, whose product is annotated as myocardin. The record is from RefSeq and is a predicted model, not a curated record. Lineage: Eukaryota; Metazoa; Chordata; Actinopteri; Pleuronectiformes; Pleuronectidae. The transcript has 14 exons. Gene Ontology annotation, biological process: smooth muscle cell differentiation; cardiac muscle cell differentiation. Bases 417 to 3392 code for a protein of 991 amino acids.